Boleophthalmus pectinirostris (great blue-spotted mudskipper) is the source of this 9964-nucleotide messenger RNA. It is a transcript of the gene naa30, whose product is annotated as N-alpha-acetyltransferase 30, NatC catalytic subunit. The transcript is spliced from 4 exons. Gene Ontology annotation, biological process: N-terminal peptidyl-methionine acetylation. Lineage: Eukaryota; Metazoa; Chordata; Actinopteri; Gobiiformes; Gobiidae. Gene Ontology annotation, molecular function: protein-N-terminal amino-acid acetyltransferase activity. The record is from RefSeq and is a predicted model, not a curated record. Bases 175 to 1296 code for a protein of 373 amino acids. Gene Ontology annotation, cellular component: NatC complex.
AAUCGAGGAGAAAGCAGCGACUAACGCCACCGAGCACGUUAUUGCCUCAACAACUGUAGGAUUUUUACAAUACUCGGUCAAAUAACAUUUAUUUUAUUCGUUCGUCUGUCGGCACUGUGGAUGACACUACGUUUGCCGUGUUUCAAGCGCGAAUCUCGCCCUUAAUGCGGUGGGAUGGCCACAGUGCCGCCUGGGCCUAGUAGCGCUGUGCCUUCGUCCCCGGCUCAAGCUGCUCCUUUCCCCGGGGCUGGGGACUCCGAGCUGGGCAGAGGAGACGGAGAACCGGCCUGCCAUCUCUCGGACUGUGUGCCCGACACAGGAAACAGACCGCUGUCGGUCACCGACGUCAAGAAGACUGCGAAGAAAAAGCAGAAAAAUAUGCUAGCCCGAGCUAGCCCCGCACUGCACCUUCCAAUGCAAAGCCGAGAGCAGCAGCUGAACGGCUUGGCCAGUCCCACAGAGCAUGGCGACGACCCGCACACGGACAACCGGCCCGACAAUCCCAGAACGAUCGCGGACAACGGUGACAGCGGCAGCCCCGAGCCCUACACGGGCAUCAGGAACAGUAGUGAGCACUGCCAACACGAAGGCCACAGCCCUUUAUCCAAAAACGGCAGCCAGUCUCCGCUAGUUAACAAUAGCAUGAACGGGAUACCGGCUUUUACUAGAACUGAGGAGUCCCCGAGCCAGCCCCUGGAGGAGCAGGCACAGGCGUCUGAACACCCGCAGUCCCCCGGUCCUCUGCGGGACUCUGCGGGGACAGCCGCAGAGGAGCCGCCCGCCGCAGAGCUGGCCCGCCUGCACCUCUCCUCUCCGGUACCGACCGAACCGGAGGACCACGGCAUCCGCUAUGUGCGCUACGAGUCUGAGCUACAGAUGCCGUGGAUCAUGCGGCUCAUCACCAAGGACUUAUCCGAGCCUUACUCCAUUUACACCUACAGGUACUUCAUCCACAACUGGCCGCAGCUCUGCUUCCUGGCGAUGGUGGAGCAGGAGUGCGUCGGAGCCAUUGUCUGUAAACUGGACAUGCAUAAAAAGAUGUUUCGCCGUGGCUACAUCGCUAUGCUAGCUGUGGACUCCAAACACAGAAGGAAAAGCAUUGGUACUAAUUUGGUAAAAAAGGCGAUCUAUGCGAUGGUGGAGGGUGACUGUGAUGAGGUCGUAUUGGAGACAGAAAUAACCAACAAAUCGGCGCUGAAGCUGUAUGAGAACUUGGGCUUUGUCAGAGAUAAGCGGCUCUUCAGAUAUUACCUGAAUGGAGUGGAUGCGCUCCGGCUCAAAUUGUGGCUACGCUAAAGAGACUCUAGAAGCUACAUACUCCCUUCAGAUACUUUCAACUAAACUUACCAUCAACGCCUGUGUACCAGAUACGCACAUAGGCUUGCAUUGACACGCCCUGUACCUUCCUCGGACUCCAAACCAGUGUUCUUGAAGCAAAAAUGGGACUGGUCUUUACUCAGAGCACGCAGUUCAAAAACGUUGGACUUACCAACAUGGCCGCUUUUUUGACCUGGAAGCGAGACAUGGAACCGGAGAGGGCAUCUACAACACCAAAACAUGCAUCAAAACAACACGGGACUAAAAAAAAACAGCAUUCAAAGUUUCUAAGGUGGAAGAGUGGGCAGUUCUAAACCGAAACGCCAGAUGGAAAAAAAACAUUUGUGGAGUUUAUUUUUCUUUUUUUUUUAACCUUGUAAAAGUUUGGCGGAGAUUUGGAGAAGCGUUGCUAUGACUGCACGUUGAUAUGGCCUGGUUUGUUCUGUGUGAGUACUUGGUUGGGUUCACUGUGGGUAAAGACAGGUGUUUGUGUGAUUUCGUCUUAACCCCAUUGUGAUUUUUUUUUUUUUUUUUUUUUUAAGUUUUUCAUCUCGUCUCCAGCCUCCUGACCUGGGGACUUAUGCAUGCGUUUAUUUUAACACAAGGGUUUGGAGUGUGUGCAACUUCUGAUAUUUUACCCUCCCCCUUUAUCGAAUUCAGUUUAAAGGGGACAUAUUAUGCUAAAUUAAACAUUUUUGGAGUUUUUAACCUUGCCAUAAUGCUGUUGCCUCAAAUAAACAAGGCUGGAGUAGUCUUUUGUUUGAUUCACACAUGUUAAAGGUACAUGGCGUAACUUUUCUGGCCACUUCCUCGUCUCAAUGGAGAUCUUAUUGCGUCGUCAGGAAUGUUCUGCAGUAUGGCGUAAGCAUUUAUUUUAUUACAAGUUUAUUUUAUUGCCUUCCAAAUCAUAUGUUGUUAUUGUGAGAAGUGUCACAUUUCUACAGAUCUGACCUAGAACUUGGUCUGUUUAAUGCCAUACUGCGGAACAUUCUCAACAAAGCAAUAACAGAAAGCAGAUGGCAGAAGUUCUCCAUUCCAAAAGUUACACAUUGCACCUUUAACAAAAACUUGUUUGGUGAGAUUUUCUCCCAAACAGAUCACAUUGUUUCAACUCUCUACGUGGGCAGUUGAAACCAAGAAUAGCUCCUCCAUGUUUUUAAAGUUCAUACACCCUCACACUUCAACUGUAUCCACUACAUCGCAUCUAUCUGUUAGCAUCACUGACAAUAGCCAUGCUGCUAAUCUGUCUGUUCAAAAUGUCUCACUUCCCACUGUUGCCAUCAGACGGCGCCAGACAGUUAACUCAAACAAAUGCAAAGAAAGAAUGCUGUAAUGGAACCUGGUUUCAAUACGUUAUUCUAAGUUAUAAUAAAAAGCUACAAUCACGCAUAAUAUGUCCCCUUUUGUAUUUUUCACUAAUUUAAAACAAGAUGCACUGUGUAACAUUUCUACUGCUUGUCUCCAUGGAAAUUGUAUUGCUUUGUCUAGAAUGUUCCACAGUAUAGCUUAAAGCUGUAUUUAUUACGAGGGAGACAAGCAGGAUACAACACAACGCUACAUUACAAUUCAGAUCUGUGGAACCCUAUUCACAGAACAAAUUGUUGUAUUUUGAGCAAUAGAAACACCCGUAAUGAAUAAAUGCUAGAUGGAUAUGUUUAAAGUCAUACCAUGGAACAUCUCAGGUCAAGCAAUAACACCUCCGUAGCGAUAAGCAAGUCCCUCCACCAGAAAAGUUGCACAGUGCACCUUUUAAAAUCUAAAAAGUGUAGGUUUCAUCCCUGUAUUUUCACAGGAGUUUCCCAUUCUUCCCAUAUUGCACUGCCACCUGCUGCUAAAUGAUCUAUAAUGAGAAAGACCGUUGCCAAAGUUGGUGUGGUCGUGUCCGCCAUUUUGAGUUUAACUCUCAGUAAAAGUGCCACUCCAUCAGCACAGACUCUUCAUGCUGGAUACCUGAUAAAAUUAACUAUAACACUGCAAAAACUGAACUUUGAGUUUAAAUUACUUUUAUUCAGAAUUUUGUCUUAUUUUGAGUAGAUAUAUUUACUAACAAGACUUAGAUUGCUGGGCUUGUUGCAUGGCUUUUUUCAUAAGUUUCAAGAUCAGUAAGAAAAGAGAUCUUGUUUUAUUUUAAAGGGUACAUAUUACGUAUUUAUUUAUUACAUAUUAAAUCUAUAUCUAUAUAAUGUUGCUUCCUCAUCAAAAACAUGAACAAAAUACGGAAAUCCUGUAUAUUUAGGCUGAAUUCUUCUUUCAGACUGAAAACAUUCUGUUCCACCUUGUGUUAGACAGGAAGUGAGAUUUUAAACUCCAUACAUCUUCACUUGAAUCAUUUGGAUUAUUUCUGUCCUAUGACAAAAGCAAAAAGCUGUUAUGUUGAAAACUACAGCUUGAUGACAUCACAAGUUGGAACAGAGCAUUUUGAGCUUUGGAGAUGUAGACAGACUCAUAAUAAAGGGUGUGAAUGAAUCAAAACACAACUUUACAUAUGUUUUUGAUGAGGUAACAACAUUAUAGUGUCUUAAAGCUCACAAGAGUCAGUUUUGCGUAAUAUAUAAGACCUUUAAAUGAUUGGCUUCAUGUAGGUGCAAAAACCAAAUUCUUCUUAAACAGUCCCAACUAUUUAAAUUUGACAUUCUGGAUUCUAGUAAUUUAAAUAAUAGGUUGCGUUCACACUAAAAUUGUGUUAGGUCAUAAGUUCAGAUGGAGAUUCACUAUAAGAAAUAUGAUCGCAAAGGUUUUCCUAUAAAUCUGCCCAGUGGCCCAGUGAUCACAGAGAUAUGAACCAUAAACCAGGUCAACAAAUCUGUAAUCUGACACUUAAACGGCAACUUCCACCAUAGGAUUCUGACCUGUCCUCCAGAUCUAAACAUGAACGCAACUUAUUCAGAUUUUGCAGUGUACCUUUGGCAAUUAUAAUUUUUUCACUUCUAUUUUUCUGAAUUUGAUGUGUCACAGCUGAACCAUCAAUGCACUUCAACAAUCUUGCCAACAUUUUGAGAACAGAUGCUCCCAGAGAUACACUAACUAUCACAAGUUACUACGUUCUCUCACUCUGCAAAAAAGAUAUCUACAUUAUCUUAAAGAGCCUAUAUUACGCUACUUUUUUAAAAGUUGUUAUAAUGUUGUUUCUUCAUCAAAAACAUAUUUGCAGUUGUGUUUUGUUUCAUUUUCAUUUUUAGACUUAGUUCUUCUCUCAAACAGAAAACAAUUUGUCAUGUGGUAAUACAGGAAGUGCUCCACUGUGUUUUUAAACUCCAAACACCUUCACUAGAAUCAUUUGAAUAAUUUCAGAUAUGGAAUUGCUCUUCUCUGCUGAACAAAAGUUAAAAGGUAGCUGUUACUUGAAAAAUACUGCAUAAUGAUUUUGAACUGUGAAGGUUUAGAAAGACAACUAUGCAGGAUUACGCAAAUGAAACAAAACACAACUCCAGGUAUGUUUUUGAUAAGUUAACAAUGUCCUAGCAUGGCUAAAAGCUCACAAGAGUCAGUUUUGCGUAAUAUAGGAGCUUUAACUUACUUGCAUUCAGAAUAUAGAUUUUUGCAUAAUUUUUAGAUUAUUUGACUUGUUGUCUUUAAAAUUUAUUUUGCUAUGGCUUUAAAAUAGUAUAGCGCCCUUCCAGAUAUCCAGCUUUACAUUACAUUCACUUGAUGAUAGGCUAUGGAUGUAGUCACAACUGCCCUGGGACGCACUGACAGCAAUGUGGCUUCCAAUCUGUGCCAACAAAAGCCCCUGUGAUCUAACUUCAGUGGUGGGUGAGGAGUCAUGCCUAAGAGCACAAUGGUAAUUUGCAUUGGUCAGCUCUGACAUCAAUCCAUAAGCCAUUACUGUUCUAUUUUAAAGGUUCUAUAUUACAUAAAAUUGACUAUUGUGAACUUGAAAUCAUGUUAUAAUGCUGUCACCUCCUCAAAUACCUGGAGUUGUGUUUUGUUUCAUUCACACAUGUUUACAUCUCUAAACCUCAAAAUGCUGUGUUCCACCUUAUGAUGUCAUGAAGCAGUAGUUUUAAAGUUAACCUACGAGAUGGCCAAUUGCAGGUCUGAAAUGAUCUAAAUGAUUCCAGAGACGGUGUUUAAAAACACAAGAACUCAGCCUAAAUAUGCAUAAUUUGUGUGUUAAACAUGCGUGAGUGAACCAAAACACAUCUCCAGGUCGGUUUGUGAUGAGGAAACACAACAUAGAUCAGAAAAUGCAUAAAAUAGCAUAAUACAGGACCUUUAAGUUAAUAUUAAUAAUUUCAUAUUCUGAAUUCAAGUAAUUAUAACUCAUGUAGAUGUCAUUUUUUGCAAUGCUUAAAUGAACAAAGGACAGAUGCACUUAUAGGAUUGCAGUUUGUGUGUGAGUGAAUGUGUGUGGACCUUUUAUUUUAGACCAUGUGUUUCUAUUUUUACUUUACAUCAUUUCGACUCCAACCAGAAAAUGUAGGUGCCCUCCACUAAUAUUGGUGCCCGUGAUAACAUGCAAUUCAUUUCAGACUAUUUUAAUUUUUGCAAUGUGAAAAAUUCCUGUUUUUUAGUAUCUAUUUGUACCAAAAACUCAAAAUCUCUCCUAUAUUUAACUGUGUGACUUUCUAGGUUUGCCAACAUCACUAUUACAGUUCCAUUUAUGAUCAUGUUUUUGAGUUAACCGAGAACAAUGUGUAACUUUUCUUCUAGAGAGUCUGACCUUGCUUGUCUCCAUGGAGAUGAUUAUUAUACCUUUGCCUGGAGUGUUCCACAAUAUGGCAUUAAACCUACUGUAUAUAUAUUGCAUUUAUUCAGUCAAAUCAAGUUUUCCAAAAUACCUUGAAAAUCUAGAUCUGAACUUGUAGCCUGGUGUAACUUGGCUUGUCUCCAUGGAGAUAGAAGUUUGGCCAUUUUGUGGAACAUUCCAGGCAAAGCGAUAAUAUCUCCAUGGAGACACCAUCAGAAAACUUUUUAAUUUAAACUUUUUAAUGUGAAAAUUUGGGAUAAUUCUAGUUUUUUGGCAUCUAGUUCUACCAAAAACACAAAAUUCUGGGUUUGCUCACUUUUAGAAUUGCAUUUAUGAUCAUAUAUUUGAGUAAAUUGUGCAAUAAUAUCUCCAUGGAGACACCAGAAAAGUUACAUAAUGCUCUCGUUGACCGUCUUUGCAAAUAUUUGUAAGGGUGCUAAUAUGAAUGGUUGGGCACUGUAUGGAUGUAUGGGCAUGCACACACCGCAGUAGACUACAAUAUAUGGGUGGAAUUUGAGACAAGGAAAGAGCUAAUUUUCUGUGAAUUGAGCUUGAUCAAAUGCUAUUUAUUUUUAUGCAACUGGACAAAUACACCAUAUUGAGUGAGAAUAUUGUGGAGAGUUAUUUCAACAGUUCAAUUCAGGGCUGAUUUGCUUAUAAAUGAAGCACAGAUGGUCUCAUUUGGAUGUAUUUUCUUACUUCAUUGGCAGGAUGUGCUUUGAAAUUAUGAAGAAAUGCAUUGAAACUUGGCAGAGAUAUUUUCAAACUAGUCAAAUAUUCUUGGUCUGAUUCUAAAUAAUUCAAAACUCAGAUCCAAUAUAUUUUUUGCAGAGUUUGAGUUUUUAAAGCAAGAAAAUGGGUAAGUGUAAGAAUGUGAAAGUGAGUUAAGAGCUAGCAAUGGUAUAGUAUGGAUCAGAAGUGCUUAAACCCUGGUCUAGUCCUGGGUUAGACCUGGUUUAGUACUGGUCUGGUCUUUAUUCAGUUCCUGGUCUGCAGUGAACAAUAUGUCUCAGAGAUACUUAGGACCUGGUUUAGUCUCAGUCUAAAGUGGUUUUGUAGCUCUCAGAGGUGCUUUUGACCAAGGUUAGAGCUGGUUUAGGCCUGGUUUAGACCUAGUUUAGACCCGAUUUAGUCUGGUUAGACCUGGACUAACCCAGGCCCGGUUUAGUGCUGGUUUAAGUCCUGGUUUAAUACAGUUGUGCGGGGUGUUCCCUGUCCGCAGUCAGUAAUAUUUCUCAGAGGUGCUGUAGACCUGGUUUAGACCUGGUUUAGACCUGUCUUAGACCUGUCUUUAGACCUAGAUUAGACCUAGUUUAGACCUAGUUUAGACCUGGUUUAGUUCCAAGUUAGACCUGGACUAACCCAGGCCCAGUUUAAUGCUGUUUUAAGUCCUGGUUUAAUACAGUUGUUGUGGGGUGUUCCCUGUCCGCAGUCAGUAACAUUUCUCAGAGGUGCUGUAAACCUGGAUUAGACCAAGGUUAGACCUGAUUUAGACCUGGUUUAGACUUGUUUUAGUCCUGGAUUAGACCUGGUUUAGCCUUGUUAGUUCUUGUGGUGUUCCCAGUCUGCAGUGGAGUGCAGUGAUGUAUCUAUCAAAGCUGGUUUAGACCUGAUUUAGACCUGGGUUACACCUGGUUUAGACCUGGGUUACACCUGGUUUUGUGGAGUAAUGUGGUCCAAGAAAACAACAGUUGUGUAUCCAUGAUGUUAGGUGUUGAAUGUAGGAAAAGACAAUGGGACUUGCAAUUCAGCAAAGUGAUCAAAGUAGCAAACAACAUUACAACUAUCACUGAUAAUUUCUCAGAGUAACCCUUUAUUUUGUAUUCAUUUAUUUUACAGGUAUAAUACAAUACAAAAUCAAAAUUAAUCACAAAAUAUUAAUGAACUGAACUGUUGAAAUAAGUUAUAUCUUUCCACAGUGUUCUAAUGUUAUAGUUUUAAAUGCAGUACUCUCUUUUAAAUAUCGGUAUCCUUGGUAACGCUUAAGACCUUUUAACUCGCGUUCUCCUCCAGUAAUUUUUUGCUCCCAUUUCUAACUAAGAUCAUUAAAAAUUAACAAAAUAUAAGAAUUUAAUUUCUAAGUAAUUGCCAAUAUCAGUGCAGGGUGCUGGAGCUAUAAGAUACUGCCUUUUGGUGUAGUAAUCCAUUUAAAGGUGCAUUGUGUAACUUUUCUGGCAGAGGGUCUGUCUCUCUGGAGAUGUCUUUAUCUUGGCUUUGUCUGGAAUGCUUCACAGUAUGAUAUUAAACAUUUCUACGUUCAUGGAGACCAAACCAGACCAAGUUAGAGGUCAGAUACGUGGAGAGGAGAUCCCGCUCAGUAAGAAUAUCUGUUUGGAUUUUUUUAGGUAUUUUUGAGCUUUAAAACCACCUGUAAUUGAAUAAAUGUAAGGUAGAGCUGUUUAAAGUCAUACUGUGGAACAUUCCAGGCAGAGCAAUGACAUAUUAAUAGAAACCAACUGGUGACGGCCCUCCAACCAAAACAUUACACAAUGCAACUUUAAACAAAAAUGUCUAAAAGUUAAGAUUUCUGGACAUUAAAAUGACGAUGCAUGUUACAUUUGACAGAAUAGAGGGCUGAAGAUGUUUACAAAACCCCCACAUUCUCAAAUUGUCUGUGCAUUUUUUGGACAACAAUCUGCCCCUACGUGAAAUCCCAUGUUAUUUCUUUAGUCCUUCGAAUGUUGUUGAUACCAUGUUUUUGUUAAUCAUUGUUUGGGAUGGGGUAUUUGUUUGAUUGGUUUUUAUACAUUUCUGUGCUACUUAAACCCAUUCAGAAAGAGGACAUACAAAAGACUGACAAGACCCGUAAAUAUUUGAAUCAUACCAGAUUUUUUUAUUUUAUUUUUUUGGUUUUACUUUGGUCGGCCAUCUUCAAUUUUUAUUUUACCCAUACACUGUAAAAAAUAUAUCUCGGUUUGUUAAAAUUUCACUUAGUUAGGUAUAUUUAUAUAUUUAUUCAAUUGACGUUGGUUAACAGCCCUGAUUUUAUAUCUAAUUCUGAACCAGGACAGCAAAAUGACUGCGUAAGAUUGUCAGUUUCAUCUCUAAUUGGAUUCAACUCUUUGUUUCCUACAGCUGUUGCUUAGCAACAAUAUGGUGCUCCUCCAACAAUAAUACCUUUUUAAAAUGUCCAGAAAAUACAGUAUCUUGAAUUGUUUUUACAUUACAGCCAACUCUAUUAAGUAAAAAGUUUUUCCUGAACUAAAAAACUCAAGUCAAAUAAUAAAUAAAUGCAUUUAAACUAUGCAAAACUACUCAAAUCCAGAUUAAUAUUUUGAAUUAAUGGCGUACUGUUUUGAUGUAAACUAUAGUAACUUGCCAUUCUAGGUGCUCUAUUAAAAUAAAUGAACAAAGGGCUCUAUGUAAACUACCAAUAACUUGUGAUCAACGCUGCUAAAACCAACACUGUAAAAUAUAAAGAUCUUCAUUUGAGUAGUUUUUAUUAGUUUAGAUUUAUGGACCUAAAUUGUGAAAUGAAAUUGUAAAUUGCACUAAGCUAUUUUAACAUCCCAAACCAGGAAAAAUAAGAAAUAAAAACUGAACUAAAUUGCUCUUAUUUAACCUAAAAACAUCCAUCCCACUACCUGGCAUAUAAAGAUAACAGUUAUAAAAUUAUAAUAUCGAGGCCUGUCAGAAAUACUGUCAAUGCAGCUUUAUUAAAUCGGUAACAUUAAAAAAUGUAUGCCAACUCAAAUUAAUCAAUAUUGUGAAUUCAAAUCUUUUAACUUAUCCAGAUGUUAUUUUUUACAGUGUAUACCAUCCAUCCCUGUGGUAAAGGAGUGAGCUAUAGUUUUAUUUUUAUUUUUUCACAUGUAUAAUUUUUGUUCCUCCAAGAAAUUCCCUAUAUCUUGCCAUGGUCCCAUUUUAUGAAUUUUGAUUUGGAAUUGUCCCAUAGUUUUUAUUUAAUGUGGAAAAAGAACACAGAAAUAAAUUAUUUGAUUUUUUUUAAUGCUGUAA